Messenger RNA from Propithecus coquereli (Coquerel's sifaka), 180 nucleotides. RefSeq lists its product as uncharacterized. Lineage: Eukaryota; Metazoa; Chordata; Mammalia; Primates; Indriidae. The transcript has a single exon. The annotation marks the transcript as partial. The record is from RefSeq and is a predicted model, not a curated record.
AUGUGUGUAUGCGUGUGUGUACAUGUGUGUAUGCAUGUGUGCAUGUGUCUGUGUAUAUGUGUGUAUGUGUGUGUAUGUGUGUAUGCAUGUGUGUAUGCGUGUGUGUACAUGUGUGUAUGCAUGUGUGCAUGUGUCUGUGUAUAUGUGUGUAUGUGUGUGUAUGUGUGUAUGCAUGUGUGU